CCUUUGCUGCUUCUCAUUCUUCAGCCAGUUACCUUCCAUCAGUGGCCCUGCCAGCCUCUUAUCAUAUUUCCGCCCUGUUUGCUGAACAGGUCUUGCAGAAAUGUACUCACAGUCAGGCAGGUCGAAACACAGCUCAGGUGUGGUUCUGGCUGCCUUCUCUCCAUCUCUCAGUCACGCUCGCAAACAGACAGACAAAAACUAAUCACUGUUGCCUCUGUCAGUGAGCGACAGUGACCAUCCUCUCUUCCAGAAGGCCUCAGACCGAGCGAUCAUUGAGGAGUCUCCCUGAAACCAUGGACAGCACACUGGAGAACGAUCAGAGCUGGAUCCCCAAGGUGAUAAAGAAGAAAAUCUGUUCCACCUUCCUCGAAGAUACAACUACUCAAAGCAAACAGCAGCUCUGCCAAUGUGGUUAUCCCAAGACUCGCCACAGCCAGGUGGCAAUGGAGGACAACUUUGGGGCUGCCGUGGUUAGCAGAUGGAACACGGCUGAUCACACGACAGAGGAGCCAACCGAUGCAUUUGGAGACGUGGCAUUUUUCAGGAAAGGGAGAAGGCAAGGCAAGUUUGUGCGGCUUUCUUCGGACACUGACCCUGCGAUCGUCUACACCCUCAUCACCCAUUUCUGGGGGAUAGCGCACCCCAACCUGGUGGUGUCCGUUGUCGGGGGUGAACAGAGCUUAAAGAUGAAGACCUGGCUGAAGGACAUCCUGCGUCGAGGACUAGUCAAAGCUGCACAAAGUACAGGGGCGUGGAUUAUGACGAGCGGACUACAAGUUGGGAUUGGCAAGUAUGUUGGUCAGGCAGUGCAUGACCAUGCUACAGCAAAUACACGGUCGACUGCCAAGGUGGUUGCCAUGGGGAUAGCACCUUGGGGAAUAGUGUACGAGAAAGAGCGCCUUGUGAACCCCAAGGGGUCCUUCCCUGCCGAAUACACUGUGAGCAGUGACAAAGAUGAAGAGUACACGCUGGAUGACAAUUACUCUGCCUUCCUUCUGGUGGACGAUGGCACCAACAAACAAAUGGGGGGAGAAAUUCAGUUCCAAGCACGGCUGGAGCAACAUAUAUUGACACAGAGGACAGGAAUCGGAGGGAGAGGAAGCAUCGAGAUCCCUGUGCUGUGCAUGCUGAUCCAGGGAGGGCCUAACAUGCUGGAGAGAAUUUACAAAGCCACAACGAACAACAUCCCAUGGCUCAUCCUGGCAGGGUCAGGGGGUCUAGCGGACAUCUUGGCUGAGGUCAUGAUGGGAUCCUUCACAGCGGAGACCCUGAAGAAGGAGGUGGAAGUGCAGAUCCAGAAGCAUUUUCCUUCCGAAGACAUCCAGAGGCUGGUCGAGCUGGUGGAGAGGAUUUUUGAAAACAAGCAACUAAUAACAGUCUACAGCGCAGACCUCGAUGGGACAGAAGAGUUCGAUACAAUCAUUUUAAAGGCGCUCUUCAAAGCCUGUAAGAAGGAGAGAACCACUGCCCAGAAUUACCUCGAUGAGCUGAAGCUGGCGGUGGCCUGGAGCCGAGUGGAUAUUGCCAAAAGCCAGUUCUUUAAUGGAGAAAUCGAGUGGAAAUCUAGCGACCUGGAGGACCCCAUGACUGCUGCCUUGGUGAACAACAAGACGGAGUUUGUCAAGCUGUUCAUCGACAACGGGUUUAACAUGGUGGAGUACCUCUCAUACCGACGCCUGGAGGAGCUCUACAGCACAGUGGCAAGCAAAUCCCUCCUCAAUAGCUUCCUACAGAAGAAGAAAGAGGAGAGGAGGUCCUCGCAAGGGGGCAAUGAGUCCAUGCUGCUGCCCGUCAACCCAAACUUAUCUGGGGCUCAGCAGAGCUACACACUCCUCGAGGUGUUGAAGGUGCUGAAGGACCUGAUGGGAGAUUUUUGCGAGCCCAUGUAUGGACAACUCUUCAAACGGGCUGACUCUCACAGAAACAAGCCAUUACUGAAACCCCAGGAGCUCUCCUAUCAGAUGAGGAAAUGCACCACUCCCUGGACAGAUCUGUUCAUCUGGGCAGUCCUGCAAAGCCGCAACGAGAUGUCCACCUACUUCUGGGAAAUGGGCGGAGAGUCAGUGUCUUCUGGCCUCGUUGCCUGCAAGAUCCUGAGGGAAAUGGCUCGAUACCAGCCAGAAGCAGAAGGGGCCCAACUCAUGAAGGAGAUGGCAGCAAAGUUUGCCCAACUGUCGCUAGACGUGUUCAACCAGUGUUACCGUCACAAUGAGAAGCGUGCGUUCCGGCUGCUGGUGCGGCAGUGCCCACUGUGGGGCAGUGCCACCUGUCUACAGCUUGCCAAUGAGGCCGACGCCCGAAAUUUUCUUGCUCAUGACGGAGUCCAGGCCCUCCUGAAUCAGAUCUGGUGGGGGGAGAUGGACAGGAACACAGAAACCUGGAAGCUGUGCAUCGCUUUCUUCUGCCCCCUUUUCAUAUACAGUAGCCUCAUCAAGUUCAGCAACAGCAGGGAGGAACACAUGACAGAGAAGAACACAUCUGAUUUGGACAGUAUCGAUGGUGAUUUAUUGCUUCCCAAAUCUGACAUCUAUCAUGACAGUGAAGCUGACGUCAGUGUGUCGCCUGGCAACAUGCGGCCAUUUUGGAUGAUUCGAUGGAAGCAGUUCUGGGGAGCUCCUGUCACCUCGUUCUUUGGGAACGUUAUCAUGUAUUUUGCCUUCCUGUUCCUCUUUGCCUAUGUCCUGAUCCUGGACUUGCCCCUUAAGAAUCCAUCGAUAGCAGAGCUCAUCCUGUAUUUCUGGGUCCUCACACUCGCCUUCGAAGAGAUCCGACAGACCUUCUUUGUCAGCAUGAACAUCUCCUUGAAGAAGAAGGUGAAGCUGUAUUAUCAGGACAUGUGGAACAAGUGCGACAUUCUGGCUAUCCUCAUGUUUGUCGCCGGGGUCAUCAGCAGAAUGUUCAGCUCGUGGUACGAGAUGGGCCGGGUCAUUCUCUGCCUCGACUUCAUGGUCUUCUGCUUUCGGCUGGUUCACAUCUUCGCCAUCCACAAGCAGCUGGGACCAAAGAUCAUCAUCGUCGGCAAGAUGAUCAAAGAUGUGUUCUUCUUUCUAUUCUUCCUGGGAGUCUGGUUGAUGGCGUAUGGAGUGGCCACCCAAGGCCUCCUUUACCACACCGAGUCCCGUGCCAGUUGGAUUUUCCGCAGGGUGUUCUACCGGCCCUACCUGCAGAUCUUCGGGCAGAUCCCACUCGAUGAACUGGACGCUACUCGCUUUCACUCCAGAUGCCCAGAUAAUCUCACCGAGGGCUCAGAGGAAGAACUGUCGACCUGCACCAACACCUAUGCCAACUGGUUGGUCAUCUUGCUGCUGACCAUCUUCCUCCUGAUCGCCAACAUCCUGUUGGUCAAUCUGCUCAUCGCCAUGUUCAGUUACACCUUCAAUAAAGUUCAGGAGAAGAGUGACAUCUAUUGGAAAUUCCAACGCUACAAUCUGGUCGUGGAGUAUCACAAACGACCUGCAUUGGCUCCUCCCUUCAUAAUCCUGAGCCACAUCCACAUCUUCAUCAAAAGAAACAUACGGAAGGUCCCCACGGUGAAGGGCAGGCUCUUCAUAACAGACCUCUCGGAGGCCGUGGCCAACAGACUGAUGACUUGGGAGGCGGUGCAGAAAGAGAACUACCUGCUGUCUCGCAACAGAAUCAAACGAGAAAGCAACAUGGAGCGACUGAAGAGGACUGCACAAAAGGUUGACAGUGUUCUAAGCUACAUCACUGACAUCAGGGACCAUGACAGGCGGCUAAAGGUAAUUGAGAAACAGAUAGAGUAUUGCACCGAAGCAUUACAGUGGUUAGCGGAAUCCUUGCUGCAAAGUAACCUCAUCGGGAAUGCCAGAGCCCCACCCACAUUUACAGAUCCUUCAUCAAAAAAGACCACAGGCUGUAACGAUUCUAAAUGAAAACUGCCUCAGCAUUGCUAACCUACACUGUGAAUAUCAAGAUCCUUAAACUUGCCUUUCGAUUGUGGACAUCGAACAGAGAUUAAAUUCGGGUCCUGUGGACUGAUGAUCUGAUCUGCAUCUUGUUUCUGAAGGUGGAAGCCCACAGUUGUAACUGAGAUUUUAUUGCGUUCUGUACCCAUUGAUGGGUACAGGGCUGGGGCAGAGAAAUGGAGCUAGCUCUGGGUGCUCAAGCAAAGAGGUAGCACAAAGACAGUGUCUCCUCCCCGUGUUGUGAGUGUCACAAUUUGUACAGAUUUUAAAUCUUGUUAUUUUCUUUUGAAUAAGUGGGAUGAAUUACAUUGAGAGUCCUGACAAUUUAACUCUUCAAUUGAUGGCAGGUUCCAAAACUUUCUAAAUUCCCUCGUUUUAUUCAUUCCUUCGCUUUGUUACAAGUGUGAAGGUUAUAGGAUUAUUACUUUUUAGGAUUAUAUCUUUGGGUUUAUUAGGUGAACAUAGUGUUCUACCUCACAGAGCUAAAAAUGAAGUCCUGCUAUUCCCGGAACCAUUGCAAAAGUUAAGGUUUUUAAAAUACACACAAAGUUCCCCAGUUCAGACCCAGCUCAGAGAAAGCACGGACCAAGUUUCUGUCCUUAACAGAAAUCCCUACUAUAAAUAAUUGGAUUGCAGCUACAGGUAAACCAUUAUAAACCAUCGACAUAUAACUCUACCAGUUAAAACUCUAACCGCCCUAUAAACACACACACACUCAGAGACACACACUCACACACACACACACUCAGACAUACAUGCGCACACACAACACUCAGAGACACUCUCACUCACACACACACACACUCAGAGACACACACUCACACUCAGACAUACAUGCGCACACACAACACUCAGAGACACACACUCACACUCAGACAUACACGCGCACACACAACACUCAGAGACACUCUCGCUCACACUCACACUCAGACAUACACGCACACACACAACACUCAGAGACACUCUCGCUCACACACACACACUCAGAGACACACACUCACACUCAGACAUACAUGCGCACACACAACACUCAGACACUCACACACACACACACUCAGAGACACACACGCACACUCAGACAUACAUGCGCAUACACAACACUCAGAGACACUCUCACUCACACACACACACACUUAGAGACACACACACACUCAGACAUACAUGCACACACACAAUACUCAGAGACACUCUCACUCACACACACACACACACACACACACACACACUCAGAGACACACACACACUCAGACAUACAUGCGCACACACAACACUCAGAGACACUCUCACUCACACACACACACACACACACACACAACGUACACCGACAGGGGGGAAAAUAUGGGUGUUAUGGGCAGUGGCAAAGACUGGAAAGGCAGUUCAGUGGUUCUUGUUGAUGCAGAUUGCUGAGAUGAUUCUUAUGACUCUUGUGUUGCCUCUCAGUCUACCUGCUCUGAAAGUUUUCACUAGUUUACAAGGUGGCUGGUUCAAACUGAUUAAAGAUAUCUGCCUUACUAAUUAAAAGUCACUGCUUACGGCAACCUCUGGAGAAAAAAUGAACUGGUUUUCUUCAGGCUUAAACUGCAGGGAACUAAGUGAGCUCCUGAGCCCAGGAGUUCUUAGGCUUCUCACUAUUUUGUUCACAUUCCCAACCUGGUAAGCUAUCUGAAAGCUAAUCAUAUAGUAAUCAGAAGGGCUUUAUUAUUGAUAACUGGUCACCAGUUCACAAACGGAUCAGCUUCUUGUUGCCAACCAAAGAUCCAUUUGCACUCAACUCUUCGGUGCCAGCUUAUCUGCAAACUACACUUCGACUACUACAGCUGUGUAUAGACACAGAGUGGUGCUUUCAUAAUA
Stegostoma tigrinum is the source of this 5777-nucleotide messenger RNA. RefSeq names its product transient receptor potential cation channel, subfamily M, member 4a (gene trpm4a). Bases 294 to 3893 code for a protein of 1199 amino acids. The record is from RefSeq and is a predicted model, not a curated record. NCBI's taxonomy places the organism in Eukaryota, Metazoa, Chordata, Chondrichthyes, Orectolobiformes, Stegostomatidae. Gene Ontology annotation, biological process: calcium ion transmembrane transport. The transcript is spliced from 26 exons. Gene Ontology annotation, molecular function: ligand-gated calcium channel activity; calcium-activated cation channel activity. Gene Ontology annotation, cellular component: membrane.